Messenger RNA from Hemicordylus capensis (graceful crag lizard), 3273 nucleotides. RefSeq names its product nuclear receptor subfamily 2 group E member 1 (gene NR2E1). The coding region runs from base 824 to 1981 and encodes 385 amino acids. Gene Ontology annotation, biological process: anatomical structure development; cell differentiation; negative regulation of transcription by RNA polymerase II. The record is from RefSeq and is a predicted model, not a curated record. Gene Ontology annotation, molecular function: RNA polymerase II cis-regulatory region sequence-specific DNA binding; zinc ion binding; nuclear receptor activity. NCBI's taxonomy places the organism in Eukaryota, Metazoa, Chordata, Lepidosauria, Squamata, Cordylidae. The transcript is spliced from 9 exons.
AGGAGGCGAGAGGAGCACAGAGAGUCCCAUUCCCCUCCCCGCUGGCUGCCUGUCAGAGCUGCGGGGGGAUAUUACAGGCGCUUCGGGCUGGAGACUCACAGCACAAAGUCAGCCAGUGUGAUGAACUUCUGGAAACCUUUUCACUUUUUUCUUUUUCUUUUCUUUCCCCCCCUGGUUGGUGCCAUUCGCUUGCUGAGAAUCAGGCCUUGCCUCCUCCCCUGACGCUCCCCCCGCCACUCCUUUUUCUUAUUUUCCAGCCUCUGAUCUCUGCCUAAGCGCCCCGAGCCCCUCAGCCCGGCUCACCAUUUCUGCCUCCUUCUCGUCUCUUUCGUGUUGCUGUUAAAACCCCCCCCCCCUCACUUCUCCGCCCCCGCCCAGCCGGACCACCUCCAGCCACCAGCACCAGCACCUUCUUCAAGCCGGAACGAGGGAAGGAAAGCAACUUCUUAGCGCCUGGAGAGGAUUUCUCCUCCUCCUCUCGGCCUUCCCUUCGCCAAGCGAGCGCCCCCCCCCCGCACCCCCUUGCACAAGUCCCGUCCUCUAAGCAACUGCAAAAGUGACUUGGGCAAGAAAGGCCGGCGCGCGGAAGGAGAGGAUGCCCUCCCCGGCGGCUUUCUGACUCCAGGCCUGGGGAAGGCACCUGCUGUCACGCCUGCCGGAGCCGCGCAGCGAGGAGAAGCGAAGCCCCGCGGCGAGAAGCGCUCCAGGCAGCCUGAGGGGGGCUGCGGGCGAAAGGCAGCGGGAGAUCGCCGCCGCCGCUGCCGCCGGCUCCUGGGGAAAAGCAGCAGAAGCGGACGAAGCCGCCGUCCCGAGGGACUCCAGCAUGAGCAAGCCGGCAGGAUCAACAAGCCGGAUUUUAGACAUCCCCUGCAAAGUGUGUGGCGACCGCAGCUCCGGCAAGCACUACGGGGUUUACGCCUGCGACGGAUGCUCAGGGUUUUUCAAACGCAGCAUCAGAAGAAACCGCACUUAUGUCUGCAAAUCGGGAAAUCAGGGAGGCUGUCCGGUGGACAAGACGCAUCGGAACCAAUGCAGGGCGUGUCGGCUGAAGAAGUGCUUGGAAGUCAACAUGAAUAAAGAUGCUGUUCAGCAUGAAAGGGGACCAAGGACAUCCACCAUAAGGAAACAAGUAGCUCUGUAUUUCAGAGGACACAAAGAAGAGAAUGGAGCCACACCACACUUCCCUUCUGCAGCUCUCCCCACCCCAGCCUUCUUCACGGCUGUUACACAGCUGGAACCUCACAACCUAGAACUGGCUGCAGUUUCUACCACCUCUGAAAGGCAGACCUUGGUGGGCCUUGCUCAACCAACUCCAAAGUAUCCACAUGAAGUCAGCGGUACUCCCAUGUAUCUGUAUGAAGUGGCUACCGAAUCUGUGUGUGAAUCGGCAGCAAGGCUUCUCUUCAUGAGCAUCAAAUGGGCCAAGAGCGUCCCAGCUUUUUCUACUCUGUCGUUACAAGACCAGCUGAUGCUUUUGGAAGAUGCUUGGAGGGAACUGUUUGUUCUAGGAAUAGCACAAUGGGCCAUUCCAGUUGAUGCUAACACUCUACUGGCUGUAUCGGGCAUGAACGGUGACAAUACAGAUUCUCAGAAGCUGAAUAAGAUUAUCUCAGAAAUACAGGCGUUACAGGAGGUCGUGGCUAGAUUUAGACAGCUUCGGUUAGAUGCUACAGAAUUUGCUUGUCUCAAAUGCAUUGUCACUUUUAAAGCUGUUCCUACGCAUAGUGGUUCUGAGCUGAGAAGUUUCCGGAAUGCUGCUGCCAUUGCAGCUCUUCAAGAUGAAGCUCAGCUCACCCUCAACAGCUAUAUUCAUACCAGGUACCCCACACAACCCUGUCGUUUUGGGAAACUCUUGUUGCUUUUGCCAGCUUUACGAUCCAUUAGCCCCUCUACAAUAGAAGAAGUGUUUUUCAAAAAAACCAUUGGGAAUGUGCCAAUCACAAGACUACUUUCAGACAUGUACAAGUCCAGUGACAUAUAAACUGACGGGGGUGGGGGGAGGAUCAAAAAUCAGGAUCAGUAGGAAGACUUUUCUAAUCCACGGAGAAUGGAUUCAGCUAAUACACUCAACAGGAAGCUGAAGCCUGGAAAAGUUUAACCUAUUGACAACGUACACCCAAUCGAUAUGAUUCUGCGGCCUUGAAAAGAGCAACUUAAGACUUUGGGAAAAUACAGUGUUCCACAGAAAAACUGCAGCAGGUCAAACUUGGCUGCUACGUCUGUAGCAAUAUGGUGGAGUCCAUUCAGCUGUCAUUUAUAGUUAACCAAGGCUGUGCUAGUCUGUCAUGUAGCUGAUGGAUUUGACAGGGUAAAGAAAAAGGUACUUUAAGGUGGUUGUUUUUUUCAUACUUUGAAAAAUUGGGUAACCAAACAUUGUUCUGUUGUAAUGUGUCAUAAGGUGGCCUUCACAAAUGUUUUUUAAAGUAGCUUGUGGGUGAAUGCUUUUAUAUGAGAGGCAACACUGAAUACCAGGUUAUCAACAUAUUUACUUCACUUGUAACAUAUAAUAAAAGUGGCCUUCAUAAUGGAUUUUUUAAAGAAGUGACAUGUGCUGGCAGAUACCUUUGGGAUUCAGUAGGCCAGACCUCCUGUUUAAAAAUGAACUGGUGGACUUCACUGCUGAGUCUUGCCAACAUUUCCAUUCAGUUUAACAUCUCAGACAGAAGAGCUUUAAAAAUAAAAGUAAACAAAAAACAAACAAACCAUGUUAAGUAAAGAUUAAGCAGCAAAACCAAAUAAAAGAAAAUGGAGAGGAUUGAUUUAGUGAACUGAUCGCUGUCCCACUGGCAUAGUGCUGAAACCAAAGGCAACGGUGGCCAAACUCUUUGUCAAUGGGAUGUACAAAAAGGAGACCUAUGCUACAAUAGCAAGUCUGAAAUACAUUUCCAGCAGUGGAAAAGAUGGUUGAUCAAUACAAGCAUAACAUUAAGACCCUCUAACGUCAUGUUAGAAAACUCCAGGUUCUAAUGAAAGCCUUGAUAUCUCUCAUACAACCUCCCGCACCCUGCCCCCUCCACAAAAACAGAUAUAAUGAGCUGCUUAAUUUGAUGAGAAUAUACUUAUGGAAAAUGUAGGACAACAUUAAAAUAUAGCUGCUGUACUUUUAAGUUUUUAUUUGUUUUAGGAACUAGCACUGAGGAAGAAGAAUCAGCACUUGAAGUAUCAUAGAAUGAGUAAAACUUCUCUUGUACAAAGUGGAUUAACUGAUUUGUGAAGUUAAGGUUGUACUCAUUGUAUUUACAAAGAAUAAAAAAUAUAUUAUGUUUAAAAUAG